Messenger RNA from Punica granatum (pomegranate), 2215 nucleotides. The record is from RefSeq and is a predicted model, not a curated record. Lineage: Eukaryota; Viridiplantae; Streptophyta; Magnoliopsida; Myrtales; Lythraceae.
CCGGUCAGCUCCCUUAAUGGGGCGCGUGUGAGGCACGACUACCCCUGGGACAGCGACGUGCACGUCACUCUCCAUGCCCGCUCGUGGGCGUGGCCCGAGAGACUCGAUCCUCAUCAGCAGCAGCUUUCCUUUUCUGCUCAUUCAGUAACUCCUCCACUCUGCAUCUCAGUGACGCUUUUUCUCUCGUGGAGAAUGACCUGUACGGACACCUCCGAGCAUAUCGGUUAAGGGAAGAGGGUCGUCGUGCCGAGCCGAUUCAUCGAUGGGAAGCUUGUCCUCCGAUGGCGAAUUGGAGCGGUUUGAGCCCUACAGCACGCUGAGCGCGGACGUGAGCGAGUCGGAGAGCUGGGCGGGAAGUGAUUGCGUUGGAGCCGAUUACAGUCCGCUCAGCUCUACUCCAGCAGCGCGACGUCGUUCCUCCGGCGAAUCGAGCUUCCCGACGCCGAUUCCAGGGAUGUUUCCUGUCCUCGGAGGAAGAAGCACCUCCGCUAAGCGGCAGAUUGAGAUGAUGGCUGAAAUGGUGGACAAUUUGGAGAUGGAAGAAGAAGUAUCCGAAGUUGACAUGAUGAAGGAGCGGUUUACUAAACUGUUGCUCGGAGAAGACAUGUCGGGUGGAGGGAAAGGAGUUUGUACUGCCCUGGCUAUCUCGAAUGCCAUUACAAACCUUUCAGCUAAUGUGUUUGGGGGGCUCUGGAAGUUGGAGCCAUUGUCGCAGAAGAAGAAGUCGGUGUGGCGCCGAGAAAUGGAAUGGCUCCUAUGCGUGAGCGAUUCGAUGGUUGAGUUUGUUCCAUCAAAGCAAGAAUCCCCGGGUGGCGGGACAGUCGAGAUUAUGGUGACACGCCCUCGUGCUGACCUGCACACAAACCUCCCAGCACUGAAGAAGCUUGAUGCGAUGCUUAUCUGCAUUCUCGACGCGUUCUGUGAUUCCGAGUUUUACUAUGUCGAUUGCGGGGUCGUUGUUGCUCAUGUUGAUGACUCAGAGGCCUGCCCUUCAGCUAAGUCCUCUGGCAGAUCUUCUUCUGUUUGGCGGGAAGAGAAGCGUUGGCUUCCAUUUCCCAGAGUCCCGCAAAAGGGCUUGUCGGAAGAUACUAGGAAGAAAUUGCAGCAGUACAGAGAAUGUACUAAUCAGAUACUCAAAGCCGCCAUGGCUAUCAACGGCAGCGCCCUGGCCGAGAUGGAAGUCCCAAGUGCUUAUUUGGAGAGCCUGCCAAAGAGUGGAAAAGCUUGUCUAGGGGAAACCAUCUACCGCUACAUGACCGAAGAUAAGUUUUAUCCUGAACUCCUACUCGAUUAUCUGGACGUAUCAUCAGAGUGGACCACAUCAGAUAUCGCAAACAGGAUAGAGGCUGCAGCACAAAUAUGGAGGCAGAAGUACCUCAGAAAGGAAUCAGGUCACGCAAGGGGUACUAAGACAUUGUGGGGUGGCAAGGUAAAGGGAGUUGUUGGUGAUGCGGGAAAGAGUAAGCUUCUUGCUCGACGAGCAGAGACCCUCUUGAAAAACUUGCGGCUACGUUUCCCAGGUCUUCGGCAAACUGCUCUAGACAUGAGCAAGAUUCAGCAUAACAAGGACGUGGGCCACUCAAUCCUGGAGAGUUAUUCCCGAUUGAUGGAAAGUAUAGCCUUCAAUAUCACGGCUAGAAUCGACGACGUCUUUUACGUAGAUGAUGCGACAAAGCAACGGGCGGUGAUGGAGGAAGAUGAUUUACUAAAGCGGAUAUAUGCUGACCCUUUCAUUAUCCAGAAUUCCAGCCAUGCCUCUACAUUUAGAUUACAACCAUGGCAGUCAAAUAGGAGCGACAGGAGCAGCCUGAAAUACCCGUUGGACCAAAAUCCUGAUGGCUCCUGAAGGGUAGACUCUCAGGCACAAAUUUUAACUUUGGCGAAGGAUUUAAAAGGUUCGCCGCAAACUCCUAUCUGGCUAGCUAUUGUAAAACUAAAUGGGGUCGAUGGCAAUUUCAGCUGUGAUGCCUGACUUGUGUCCCGAUUAGUACGAGGAGUAAGUGAGUGGAGGAUUAUCUUGUUAAGUAGAACCACAAAUGAAGGCUGCUAGGUUACUGAUGUAACGAGUCUAGAGGUAUGAGUGUUGCUUAUAGUUAGUCAACUGUGAUCGGUUUUAUCCUGUCCUUAACCUGCUGUUCUUUGCUUUCGAUGUGAUACCUCUUCCAGACAUUUAGAUGAAUGGCAAUUAUGGCUUGGCUUCAUGCCUUAGGUAUAA